Molecule: messenger RNA, 1871 nt
Organism: Neopsephotus bourkii (Bourke's parrot)
Lineage: Eukaryota; Metazoa; Chordata; Aves; Psittaciformes; Psittacidae
Gene: E2F5
Product: E2F transcription factor 5
Exons: 9
Coding region: 121-1248 (375 amino acids)
Biological process (GO): regulation of transcription by RNA polymerase II
Cellular component (GO): RNA polymerase II transcription regulator complex
Molecular function (GO): DNA-binding transcription factor activity, RNA polymerase II-specific; protein dimerization activity; RNA polymerase II cis-regulatory region sequence-specific DNA binding
Source: RefSeq, a predicted model, not a curated record
GCGUCACUUCCUGCGGCACCGCCCCUCCCGCCGCAGCCGUCGGGCCGCGGCUCCGUUCCGGGCUUGGGCCGUUGCAGCGGUCCGGACACGUGGCGCUGCGGUGCGGCCCCGCAGGGCGGCAUGGCCGCGGCGGCCGAAGCGGCGGGCGGUGGCAGCAGCAGCCGCCACGAGAAGAGCCUGGGGCUGCUGACCACCAAGUUCGUGUCGCUGCUGCAGGAGGCCAAGGACGGCGUGCUGGACCUGAAAGCGGCUGCUGAUACCCUUGCUGUGAGGCAGAAGAGAAGGAUCUAUGAUAUCACCAAUGUUUUGGAGGGGAUUGAUCUCAUUGAGAAGAAGUCAAAAAACAGCAUUCAGUGGAAAGGAGUAGGUGCUGGCUGCAAUACAAAAGAAGUCAUAGACAGGCUGAGGUAUCUGGAAGCUGAAAUUGAAGACCUAGAGCUAAAAGAAAAAGAAUUGGAUCAGCAGAAACUGUGGCUUCAGCAAAGUAUCAAGAAUGUCAUGGACGAUUCUACAAACAACCAAUUCUCAUAUGUCACUCAUGAAGAUAUCUGCAACUGCUUCAAUGGAGACACACUUCUAGCAAUUCAAGCACCUUGUGGUACACAGUUAGAAGUACCUAUACCCGAAAUGGGACAGAAUGGGCAGAAGAAAUAUCAGAUCAAUCUUAAAAGUAGUUCAGGACCUAUCCAUGUGCUGCUUAUAAAUAAAGAAUCAAGCUUCUCCAAGCCCAUGGUGUUUCCAGUUCCUCCACCUGAUGACCUUGCACAGCCCUCAUCACCACCUGAAGCUCCAGCAGCUCCUCUUAAACCUGCUGCAGCUCCUGAGAAUCCACCAGAACAACAUGAUCUGAACCAAGCACAAGAGUUACCAGAAACAUCAGUUGUGGACACGCCAUCAGACGGCAGCACAGAGCAGAACAGUGCAACCCCAGCAGCUCCUUACUCCAGCCUUCCAGAGUCGGUGUUGUACUCCAGCCUUUCAGAUGUCGCCCAAGCUACAGCUAGUUCAAACGACUACCAGGGCUUGCUGCCCCUGGAUGUUAACUGUAUUCUCAAGGCAAACUCAUUUGACUUGGCAAAGAUGGAGGAGCCCACAGGGAUUGGUGGGGAUCUUAUUGAUGAACUCAUGUCUUCUGAUGUUUUUCCUCUCUUACGACUCUCUCCUACUCCCGGAGAUGACUACAACUUUAACCUGGAUGAUAAUGAAGGAGUCUGUGAUCUCUUUGAUGUGCAGAUACUAAAUUAUUAGAUAUUGUGUCAACCAGACUACUUAUCUACCUCUAACUAUAACAUUCUAGACUUCUUCAUAACCUACGUAUUUUAAUAAUGAAUGUAUAACUUCUUAGUUCACUGACUCUGGGAGUUUAUUUCCUUUUGCUUCCUUUAACUACUUCACAAAACAAAUUUAACAAUGAGGAAAAAGGGGCUUUUAUCAAAAAUUCUGGCACAUUUUUUCACCUGUGUGUCCUCUGUGUAAUCCAAUUAUUCAGAGUUUUCUUUAGUAAGAAAGUGAACAUGUUCUAUAGUCUUCUGAGCAUUUUUCAAAAAUGAUUAGGCUUCUUGCUCACAGUUAAUAGUGUUUUCUUUGAAGCUUUACUGCCUAGAAGCUUUCUGUAUUUUAACCUUUCAAACAAUUCUGAAGCUUUCACUGCCAAGCUGAAAAGUGAAGGACAUCACCUCGAGUUAUGCUAAAUUGUUUCAGUGAACCAAUUUUGUGAAGUGCCUUCUGUUUUAGCACUUUAAGUUUCUCACACUGACUUCUGACAUUCCUCUUUCCUAGAUGAUAGGAAAGGUCUGUUUGUAGUUUGUAUUAAAGUGUGCCAAUACUUGUAUAUUAACAAGAUUUUUUAAUAAAAUUGUACAAACAAAGCU